Messenger RNA from Ostrinia furnacalis (Asian corn borer), 1413 nucleotides. RefSeq names its product UPF0585 protein CG18661. Bases 18 to 776 code for a protein of 252 amino acids. NCBI's taxonomy places the organism in Eukaryota, Metazoa, Arthropoda, Insecta, Lepidoptera, Crambidae. The record is from RefSeq and is a predicted model, not a curated record. The transcript has 3 exons.
CAGACGGUCAAAUAAAAAUGAGAGCAAGUGCAAUUUUUCGAAGAAUCGAAAAAGUGUAUAAUAACAUCGUUAUGAGUUCUACUAAACUUGUAUCGAAAGUUCAAGAUUUUGCCUGCUCCUAUCAAAGUAAUGAGAAUUACAAAGGAGAAAAAUUGAUCUAUCCCGCUGCCAACAGAAACAAAGAACCUAUCCUGCAAGUUCUGAAAAGAUUCAUAUUGUCUGAUAUUGAUAACUUAGAAGAUGAGAGUCCAUUAUUUUUGGAGAUAGCAUCAGGCUCUGGGCAACAUUUGGCUCAUUUUGCGCCUAACUUCCCUGGUGUUAAGUUUCAACCAACAGAAGUGGACGAAAACUUAUUUGGAAGCAUUGCCUAUUAUGCAAAUGAAUGCCCUACAAAAAACAUACUCCAGCCUGUGUUGGUAGAUGUUUGUAAUAAAUUCUCUUGCUAUGGUUUCAAUGAGAAUAGCAUUGACUACAUGUACAAUGCUAAUAUGAUCCACAUAAGUCCAUAUGAAUGUACUAUUGGUUUAUUUGAAAAUGCUGGCAUCUAUUUGAAGAAUGAUGCUCUGAUGAUCACCUACGGGCCUUAUAGCAAAGAUGGAGUUAUAACACCUCAAAGUAAUAUUGAUUUUGAUGCCUCAUUGAGAGCUAGAGACCCCUCAUGGGGUAUACGUGAUAUUACAGCAUUAAUCAAAUUAGCUGAAGAAAAUAGUUUAUCCCUAAUUGACACUAUUGAAAUGCCUUCUAAUAAUAAGACCUUGAUUUGGAAAAAGAAUUAAGUAUGAUGCACAAUAGUAUUGAAAAUGUAUUCAAGGAGUAUUUUGAAGUAUUAGAAUCCUAUUUCAAACACCCAGACAAUUGUAUACUAAAUUCUUAGAAAAUAUGUAAAAAAAAUAUGCAUAUUGAAAUUCUAUACAAAGUUGACAAAUAGUUUUAGAAUCAAUGAUUUAUGUUGAUUUAGUUUUGUUUAUAUGCACUCUACAUUAUAGAUUAAUUAAUUAGAUUAGAUUUCAUCAAUUUCCAGUAUUAUAAAUCAGUAUUGUAAUCUCAGUAUAUCUGUAUUGUAUUAAUUCGCAAAUAAUUUAUGUUUGUGUCUAGUUGUUUUUUUAUUAAAUAUUUAAGGAUUUAGAUGUAUACCAAUACCAUGACAUAAAAUUGUAAGUAAAAAGUACUGUAUAGAAAAUUGUGAUACCUACCUACAGGUUUGGCGCCGCAACAUUUAUCUGAUUAGCUUUAGAAACACAUUAGUCCUAGAUAAAAAAAUAAUUGAUUAGGAUUAUUUAUCAGGACUAUUCUGUAGCAAACAUACAAUUUUAAGUAGUAAAAUAAUAAGCCCAUGACUUAACAUUUGAUGCGGCGCCUAGCAACACUGCCUAAGUAUUCUUUAUAAAAGCUUAUUAAAUGCUAUUGCAAUUA